CAUCGAUUCCAGAUCGUUAAUCUCUAUUGCGAGCUAUUCUUGCCUAUACACGUUUACCGCCUUGUUCGUCCUUGAUGCAAUAAGGAAAGCAACAAGGAAACAAGAACAAGAUCCAGACGAGUGGCUGCCCCCCAGUCUACGAUCGCACUUAGGCGUCCUGUCGCCAUCUGUCGUCCUUGAAGUCAUUGCUUGCGGGGCCUCUUCCUGGUCCUGCGGGCUUCUACAACCGAAGACAUGAGUGGAAUUACGAGCGCUUGUUUGUCCUGUUUAUCGACGGUGGACCGUUGGUGUCAUAUCUCGGCAUGCCUCGGUCCGAUCGGUGGUCGCUCUAGGGAUGGGAUUUACGAAUCCACUUUGGCAGACAAUGAACGCGAAGCAGUCUCUGACUUGCUGCAAUUCCUCGAUGCGCAACAACGUCAAGAGAUUGAUUUCUUCAAUGGCGAGCCUCUUCGGGCCUUGAGCACUCUGGUGUAUUCCGACAAUGUAGAACUUCAGCGAAGUGCAAGUUUGACCUUUGCUGAGGUCACAGAGCGAGAUGUACGCGAAGUCGAUCGGGACACUCUCGAGCCUAUCCUUUUCUUACUGCAGAGCUCCGACAUUGAAGUGCAACGGGCGGCCAGUGCAGCACUUGGAAACUUGGCUGUGAACGCGGAGAACAAGGUGUCGAUCGUCGCGUUGGGAGGUCUGGCUCCCCUAAUACGGCAGAUGAUGUCCCCUAAUGUCGAGGUCCAAUGUAAUGCCGUUGGUUGUAUUACGAACCUGGCUACCCACGAGGAUAACAAGGCGAAAAUCGCCCGCUCCGGCGCAUUGGGCCCAUUGAUCCGGCUGGCAAAAUCCAAGGACAUGCGAGUACAGCGUAAUGCGACUGGCGCGCUGCUGAAUAUGACGCACUCGGAUGACAACCGACAACAACUCGUCAACGCAGGCGCCAUUCCUGUUCUGGUCCAAUUGCUAUCCUCCUCCGAUGUUGAUGUACAAUAUUACUGCACUACUGCCUUGAGCAAUAUCGCCGUCGAUUCGUCGAACCGCAAGCGACUAGCGCAGACCGAGUCUCGAUUAGUCCAGUCGCUUGUGCAUCUCAUGGAUUCCUCGACACCAAAGGUCCAAUGUCAAGCUGCUCUGGCACUGCGCAAUCUGGCUUCCGAUGAAAAAUACCAGCUUGAGAUUGUGCGCGCGAAGGGACUUUCGCCGCUGUUGCGCCUCCUGCAAUCCUCUUACCUGCCCCUGAUCCUCUCCGCCGUCGCAUGCAUUCGCAACAUCUCCAUACACCCCCUCAACGAAUCUCCCAUCAUCGACGCGGGAUUCCUCAAACCUCUGGUCGAUCUGCUCGGCUCGACUGACAACGAGGAGAUACAAUGUCACGCCAUCUCGACCCUGCGGAAUUUGGCGGCAAGCUCUGACCGUAACAAGGAGCUCGUUCUUCAGGCCGGAGCGGUUCAAAAGUGCAAGGACCUGGUUCUUCGCGUCCCUCUUAGCGUACAGUCCGAGAUGACGGCUGCGAUCGCUGUGCUGGCCCUCAGCGACGAAUUGAAACCGCAUCUUCUGAACCUCGGCGUCUUUGAUGUUUUGAUCCCUCUCACCGAGUCGGAGAGUAUCGAAGUGCAAGGAAACAGUGCCGCAGCCCUGGGAAAUCUCUCAUCCAAAGUGGGAGACUAUUCGAUUUUCGUGCGCGACUGGGCGGAUCCUAACGGUGGCAUUCACGGCUACCUUAGCCGGUUUCUCGCAAGCGGCGACCCGACAUUCCAGCACAUUGCUAUUUGGACUUUGCUGCAACUUCUCGAAUCUGAUGACCAGAGAUUGAUUGGGUACAUUGCCAAAUCGGAUGACAUAGUCCAGAUGGUCAAAUCGAUCUCUGAUAAGAACAUUGAAUCCGACGAAGAAGAUGCAGAUGAGGGUGAAGGCGAGGUCAUUGCGCUGGCACGGCGAUGCCUCGAGUUUCUGGGGAGUGGUCACAAGCAGACCCUUGUAGAAGGCUAAUCUAAUUUCGUCUUUUCGAGCGCUGACGCCGGUUUGCGAAGCUCACUACUCCUGUUCCUUUUCUUACCUCGAUAAUCAUUCGAUUCUUCCCCGUGUCUUCUGUCUUACCUACUAUACCUUGAGUGUCCCUGUUAUGUGGAUGUUUUGCUACAAUGACCUAUAUUUGUCACAGGUGUUAAGCGAG
Molecule: messenger RNA, 2161 nt
Organism: Aspergillus japonicus CBS 114.51
Lineage: Eukaryota; Fungi; Ascomycota; Eurotiomycetes; Eurotiales; Aspergillaceae
Gene: vac8
Product: protein anchor VAC8
Exons: 6
Coding region: 235-1977 (580 amino acids)
Biological process (GO): vacuole inheritance; nucleus-vacuole junction assembly
Cellular component (GO): fungal-type vacuole membrane
Molecular function (GO): protein binding; protein-membrane adaptor activity
Source: RefSeq, a predicted model, not a curated record